AUGGCUGCACCCGGGGGGGCCCACGUGGGGGCCAGGACCCGGCGGGAGGCUGCGAAGACAGCGGAGGGAGAGGAAGGGGAAGAGGAAGGGGAAGGGGAAGAGGAAGAGGAAGAGGAAGCGGCCGGGGCGCUGCGCUCCGUGUUCCCCCGCGACCCCGAGCUGUUCGCCGAGGCGUUCCCGGUGCUGCGCCGGUACCGGCUCUGCGGCCACCUCCUGCGCAUCGCUCAGCACCACGGCCCGCGGCUGGGGCUGGCGGCGUCCGUCUGGGAGGCGGCGCUGUCCCUGUGCCGGUUCCUGGGGGAGCUGCGCUUCGAUUUCCGAGGCCGCACCGUGAUCGAGCUGGGAGCCGGCACCGGCAUCGUCGGGAUCCUGGCAGCCUUGCUGGGCGGUGACGUCACCAUCACGGACCGGCCGGCGGCGCUGGAGCAGAUCCGGGAGAACGUUGCCUUGAACUUCCCGGCGGGGGGGGCCCGGCCGCGGGUGCGGGCGCUGGAGUGGGGCCGGGACGAGAGGGCCUUCCCCAGGGACUUCGGGGUGGUGCUGGGCUCCGACAUCGUCUACGACCCCCUCUCCUUCGAGCCCCUGCUGCGCACCCUGCGGCACCUCUGCGGCCCGGGCAGCCUCGCCCUGCUCGGUGCCCGGCUGCGGGGGGGCCCCGCCGGCGCCCGGCGCUUCUUCGGCCAGCUGCUGCCUCCCCACUUCCACAUCCAGCUGCUGAGGAGGGAGCCCGAGCAGGACAUCGAGAUCUACGCAGCCGCCUGCAAGGGAGGAGCUUCGCCCAGCGCCCUGCUGGCCGCCGGGGGGGCGGCCCCCGCCUGGGAGGGGCCGGGGGGCAAUUAA
Messenger RNA from Dryobates pubescens (Downy woodpecker), 840 nucleotides. It is a transcript of the gene EEF1AKMT3, whose product is annotated as EEF1A lysine methyltransferase 3. Gene Ontology annotation, cellular component: cytoplasm; cytosol. The record is from RefSeq and is a predicted model, not a curated record. Gene Ontology annotation, biological process: peptidyl-lysine methylation. The transcript is spliced from 3 exons. The coding region runs from base 1 to 840 and encodes 279 amino acids. Lineage: Eukaryota; Metazoa; Chordata; Aves; Piciformes; Picidae. Gene Ontology annotation, molecular function: protein-lysine N-methyltransferase activity.